CUCUCUCCCCCUCCCUCCUGUCUCUCUCUCUCCCUCUGUCCUCUGGGGAACUCUAUCCGUUAGCGUUGCGUUCGCAGGGGCCUGCUGCUGCUGGGUGUUGAGCUCCGGGUCCAAACGCCCUCACGUCCCCGUCGCCCUGUCGCCCGCACUCGAGGACUGCGAAAUCCGAAUCCAAAUCCGAAAUCGUUGCUCGUCGCUCGCAUCGCAGGUUGUGGCUAUGGCGGCCUCGGCAGUGGUGUCGCCACUGAGCGCGCAGGUGAAGCUCGCGAACACCUUCGCCACGGGCACGGCUCUGAGACCGGGCUUCAAUGGCAGCAGCAGCGUGAGCGUCGCGGCGCCAGGAAGCGUGCGCGUGGUGGCGCUCAAGAAGCUGCUGGGCAAAGUGGUGACCAACACCAACGACAAGAGCGUGACCGUGGAGGUGUCGAGGAUCGCCCCGCACUCCAAGUACAAGAAGCGCGUGAGAUCCGCCAAGAACUACAUCGUCCAUGAUCCCGAGAACCGGUGCAAGAUUGGCGACGUCGUCACUCUCGCCAAGUGCGCCCCGGUCAGCAAGCGCAAGACCUUCGUGGUUCUGGAGGUGCGUUCCGGUCAGGAGGCCGAGAUGGAGCUGAGCCAAGCUCUGGAGAUUCCCUUCGAGUCUGCUGUGGCCGCUUGAUUCCUCCCUUCCCCCUCUCUGUAGUCUUAAAAAUUCUUUUACUGUCGUAGGUAGGAACAUUCUAGGUUUUGACAAUCCCCGCAAACCUCACUCUUGGUCGGGCAAAGCGAAUUCAAGCGAAACUCACUGUAAAACGCACGGCUGCUGCCAAGCUUGGCCUGUCGCUUCAGUAAUGAUAUGAAAAUCAAUGCUCUUUCACGCUCUUUUUAUCUCUGUCAUGUUCUCCCAUCUCCAUGGCUACGGAAUGUUACAGUUCGCUUUCGUGUAGACGUGUUUCCAUUUCUUCUUCGCGAAAAUGAUAUCAUAGCUGAAAUUGCCAUGUCUAAAAAAAGUCGCGGAGCUGUGCCACACUUGAAUUGGAUGUAUGCGACUUCGCUUCAGUAAUGAUAUGAUGAUCAUUGCUCUUUCACGCUCAUUUCAGUUCAGUCAUGUUCUCCCCCUCCAUGGCUACGCAAUGUUGCAGUUCGCUUUCGUGUAGACGCGGUUCCUGCCUGUUUCUCGAAGGAAUGAGAUGUCAUAGCUGAAAUUGCCAUGUCUGAAAAGAAGUCCGGGAGCUGUUCGACACUUGAAUUGGAUGUAUGCGACUUCGAAGCAAUUGUCACGUUGCGUGAAAAUCGCUGUGCCUCUUUGAGUCUGUCCGUCUCGUCUUGCACUUGGAAAGGGGCUUUUAAAAUUUGAAUCUUGCUCUCUAUCUAAUAGAGCAUUGAGCUUCGGCGGAAGAGACUAGUUUGUAAAAUUCUAGUAAAUUCUCAGUCACACAUGUUUGGAGCUUAGUAUGCGGCUUGAACUGAAGCAGAAGAUCAAUUCGG
Molecule: messenger RNA, 1467 nt
Organism: Marchantia polymorpha subsp. ruderalis
Lineage: Eukaryota; Viridiplantae; Streptophyta; Marchantiopsida; Marchantiales; Marchantiaceae
Source: the annotation of a GenBank genome assembly